Molecule: messenger RNA, 906 nt
Organism: Xiphias gladius (swordfish)
Lineage: Eukaryota; Metazoa; Chordata; Actinopteri; Istiophoriformes; Xiphiidae
Gene: surf2
Product: surfeit 2
Exons: 6
Coding region: 162-902 (246 amino acids)
Source: RefSeq, a predicted model, not a curated record
UUCCCCUCCCAGCCGACCUUCCUCCCUCCGAUCGGUGGACGGCGCAAACGUAGCGUGCAACCGAGUCUGCGCAGCCGACCCACGUGCAGACACUUCCUGGGAGGCGGGGGUGGCUUGAUCAACACACUAACGGAUCUGUUUUGACGGGGUUUUAUCCAACCAUGGACGAAUUACCCGCGGACCUCGGAGCAUUUCUUCUUAACCACCCCUUUCUUCAGCUCACAGACGGCAAAAAGGUCAGAUGCUCGCUGAACGGCCACGAGUUUCCCUGCAACCUGACGGAGCUGCAGAAGUUCACUCGGGGGAAGAAGUAUGAGAAGCUGAGUGCAGCGGCAGAGUUCAACUACAGCCAGUACGAGCCACACGUUGUGCCCAGCACAAAACAACCCAAUCAGCUCUUCUGCAAACUGACCCUCAGACAUCUCAACCGGCAGCCGCACCACGUCCUAAGACAUGUCAACGGGAAACGCUUCAAGAAGGCCCUCUCCAAAUACGAAGAAUGUGUGCAGCAGGGGAUUGAAUUCGUUCCAGCCCGACUCAAACAGAAAAAGCCCAAAGACAACAGAGAGGAGGUCAGUCGCGGGAGGGCCUCAAAACACGGGAGCAACAUGUGGGAACCCUCGUCCAGUGACGAGGAUUACAGUGACUCCGGAGACAGCAUGAGUGACCUCUAUCCUCCGUCUAUGUUCACCUUAAAAAACCCGGCAGAAGAAAGUAUGAAGGGCGACAAUGAGGAGGAGGAAGAUGACUUCCAAACAGAUGAAGACGAGGAAAUGGAGAUGGACCAGCAGGUGGUGCAGAAACGUAAAAAGGUCCAGGGCAGUGGUUUUCAGAAGAAAUUCAGAAAUAAUCGCUGGAAAUCAGGGUGCAAGAAACAUGGAAAAGUGCGAAGUGGAAAGUGAAAUG